Messenger RNA from Paramecium tetraurelia, 552 nucleotides. RefSeq lists its product as uncharacterized. The transcript has a single exon. The record is from RefSeq and is a predicted model, not a curated record. NCBI's taxonomy places the organism in Eukaryota, Ciliophora, Oligohymenophorea, Peniculida, Parameciidae.
AUGUAAUUUGGUUAUGAAGUGGAUAAAGGAUAACAAAUUUGUUUCUAAGAUUACUUUUCAUAAAAUGAUGUAUUCGAUUUGAAAAUAAGAGCAAAUACUUCUAAUUAUGCUGUAAAAUUAGAGGAAGCAGUAGCAAAGAGAUAUGCCAUCUUAUAUGAAAAAAGCGGAUCUUGGGAGCACAAUUAUCAACAUUAAUCAAGUCACAAAACUUCUCAUUUGAAGUAUUGCUUCAUAAAUUUGGAAGAUGAAAUUGUAUUAUUUAAUGUUACAUACAAAACAGGAUCUGAAUUAGCAGACAUGCAAAAGGUAGCAAAAAUAUCAGAUUUAAAUCAAAUGGGGGAUAAUAUGAAGAAAUUAAAUGGUUUACUAGAUGAUAUCAAAAGAGAAAGAUCAUUUCUUAUAUCAAAAUAUGAUUAUAUGGAUAAAAUGCAAGGAUCGAUUUCAAAGAAACAGGUCGUGUUUGGCCUUUUGUGUUUAGGGUUGUCAUUUAUAAUAACUGCUAUUACUCUGAAUUUGAUAAAGAGAAUUUUAUAACAAAAAAAAACAUAAUGA